Messenger RNA from Colletotrichum costaricense, 432 nucleotides. RefSeq lists its product as uncharacterized. Bases 1 to 432 code for a protein of 143 amino acids. NCBI's taxonomy places the organism in Eukaryota, Fungi, Ascomycota, Sordariomycetes, Glomerellales, Glomerellaceae. The record is from RefSeq and is a predicted model, not a curated record. The transcript has a single exon.
AUGUCAAUGUCAAUAUGUCUACGGCGUACGCAACGCACCAGGGCCAGCUCUGUUGCAACUCGUUGGUGUAACCCGUUCCGUUUGGAAGUCACCUCGGCGGUGGGCUUUUAUUUGAACUCUGUUAGGGAUGCGAACUGGUGUUAUAGUCAGGGUUCAGAAUUAGUCCGCGGGACGCAGCUCUCUACUUCCCGAACUUGUCAACUUUGUCAAGAGACCUUUCUGAUGAUAUGCCUUCCUUCCCCUUUCCGGCUUGCUGGAGGAACCGGACCUUCGGCUGAGAAUAAUACAACCUCCUUUCUUCUCCGUUCUCUUCCUCCUGCCUCCUGUCCCCCUUGUUCCAGUGGUAUGAGACGAAGAUGUUCGAGAACAAUGGAGAGAAGCCCAGCACUGCUCCCUUCGUUGUUCACGUCGCGCCCACACUCACCCCCGUGA